AACAAAGUACAUGCUGGUAGGCGGAAUCGAACACGACCGGAUCCGUCUGGAUAGUAAUGAUAGACGAUAGACGGGGAUACUUUCGAGGUGGUGGAGGAAUUCGUCUACCUCGGAUCCUUACUGACGGCGGACAACAACGUGAGCCGUGAAAUUCGGAGGCGCAUCAUCAGCGGAAGUCGGGCGUACUACGGGCUCCAGAAGAAACUGGGAUCGAAAAAGAUUCACCCACGCACCAAAUGCACCAUGUACAAAACGCUAAUAAGACCGGUGGUCCUCUACGGGCACGAGACAUGGACCAUGCUCGAGGAGGACCUGCAAGCACUCGGAGUUUUCGAGCGACGCGUGCUAAGGACGAUCUUCGGCGGAGUGCAGGAGAACGGUGUGUGGCGGAGAAGGAUGAACCACGAGCUCGCUGCACUUUAUGGCGAACCCAGCAUCCAGAAGGUGGCCAAAGCCGGAAGGGUACGGUGGGCAGCGCAUGUUGCAAGAAUGCCGGACAACAACCCUGCAAAACUGGUGUUUGCAACUGAUUCGGUUGGCACAAGAAGGCGUGGAGCGCAGAGAGCACGAUGGGCGGACCAGGUGGAGCGUGCCCUGGCGAGCAUUGGGCGCGACCGAGGAUGGAGAGCGGCAGCCACAAACCGAGUAUUGUGGCGUACUAUUGUUGAUUAUGUCUUGUCUUAAUGAUGUUGAACAAAUAAAUGUAUGUAUGUAUUCCUCUGCCAAUGCCCAUUUUGCAUUUGUAGAUCGUGUGGCAAGUACGAAGAUAGCCUAUGCCUAAGGGAGUCAAGCAUGGUUAUGCUGAAUGCUGAAUUCCCACGCCUUAACAGCGUGGCUAUAGGGAACCUAUAGGGUUGCCACUGGUAUAAUAACUUCAUAAAAGCAUACAAAAGAGGACAUUCUUAAUGCUAAGUGAAAGGCUUCUGAUUACGUAUAUUGUCAACGUAAAACUCAUUUAUUUGUCUAUUUAAGGUGCACGCUGAGACCGGUUCGAUAGCUGCGUGCUAGCGUGUGAGCCUGGUGAUCUCAAGGUUCUUGGUUCGAAUCCGGCUGCCAACAGAAAGUUUUUUAAAUCGUAAAUUGGGUCCAUGGUAAAAUUGAAAACAUAAUUCUGUUGAAUUGAAACGAAACUCAGUCUGCACAAAUUUAGUGGCGUUGUGUAUUUAAAUUGACCCUCAGAAUAGUAAUUUCAACCGCAAGCCAUCUUUCAGUGUAUUUACAAUAACUUUUGUUCAAGCACUUUUUUUCGGAAACGCUUCCUUGGCAUAGAAACAUUCGUUCAAAGUCGUGGGAAGGAAAGGGUUAAACACUGGGUAUAAGCAGUGUUAAUUUAGCUAACACCAACACACUAUUUGUCAACAAAUGAAAACAUAUGACGCAUUGUCCAACUUUACCGGACCUUACGGUAGCCCUCUAUGUAGUUGUUUAACUUUAUUUGUUAUCAGGUCGAUGAUGUUGUUUCAUACUGUUCAUUGACUCCCAUCGCAGAAACGAGAAUUGAUUAUCGCAUCAAAAUCAGUAAAGUUUUUCAAUCGGACCAUGAUCGGCUUAUCUAUUUAAACCGUCCUGUAGAUCUUUUGUGUUGCCAGUUGUAUUUGGUGGCCCUCGUUGAUAAGGUUGGUGGAAAUAGUAUGGUGAAAUUUCAUACGCUAGUGUUGUUUGCGCUCACCUGCUACGCAUGCAGUGACGCUGCGUUAUGGAAUCCGUAUAGCAAGCUCAUGCGAGGAUCUGCCUCGCCACGUCGUCCAGGUGAAAGUGGCGAACCUUUGUUCCUGACUCCACUGUUGCAGGAUGGCAAAAUCGAGGAAGCUCGCAACAAAGCCCGCGUCAACCACCCCAUGCUGAGCUCAGUGGAAAGCUACUCUGGGUUCAUGACCGUUGACGCCAAGCACAACUCCAACCUGUUCUUCUGGUAUGUCCCAGCGAAGAACAACCGUGAGCAAGCGCCUCUGCUCGUUUGGCUUCAAGGAGGUCCAGGCGCCUCGUCGCUCUUUGGAAUGUUCGAAGAGAACGGUCCGUUCCAUAUUCACAGGAACAACUCGGUGAAGCAACGGGAAUAUUCCUGGCACCAGAAUCACCAUAUGAUCUACAUCGAUAAUCCAGUUGGAACCGGAUUCAGUUUCACCGAUAACGAUGAAGGUUACUCCACCAACGAAGAACAUGUCGGUGAAAACCUGAUGAAAUUCAUUCAUCAGUUCUUCGUCUUGUUCCCAAAUUUGUUGAACCAUCCGUUCUACAUCUCCGGAGAAUCUUACGGUGGAAAAUUCGUCCCUGCCUUCGCUUAUGCUAUCCACAAUUCCCAGAACCAACCGAAAAUCAAUCUGCAAGGAUUGGCCAUCGGUGACGGAUACACCGAUCCGCUGAACCAGAUGAACUACGGAGAAUACCUAUACGAACUGGGUCUGAUUGAUCUGAACGGACGGAAGAAGUUCGACGAUGAUACGGCUGCUGCUAUCGCCUGCGCCGAACGCAAGGACAUGAAGUGCGCCAAUCGUCUCAUCCAAGGUCUUUUCGACGGCAUCGAUGGACAGGAGUCGUACUUCAAGAAGGUCACCGGAUUCUCGUCCUACUACAACUUCAUCAAGGGAGACGACGAGAGCAAGCAAAGCAGUGUCCUGAUGGAGUUCCUGAGCAACCCGGAGGUUCGUAAGGGUAUCCACGUCGGUGAACUCCCGUUCCACGAUUCCGACGGUCACAACAAGGUCGCGGAAAUGCUGUCCGAAGACACCUUGGACACCGUGGCUCCUUGGGUGAGCAAGCUGCUGUCGCACUACCGUGUCCUGUUCUACAACGGUCAGUUGGACAUCAUCUGUGCCUACCCGAUGACGGUGAACUUCCUGAUGAAGAUGCCCUUCGAUGGGGACAACGAGUACAAGCGAGCAAACCGUGAAAUCUACCGAGUGGACGGAGAAAUUGCCGGGUACAAGAAGAAGGCCGGCCGUCUGCAGGAGGUUCUGAUCCGCAACGCCGGACACAUGGUUCCACGGGAUCAACCGAAGUGGGCAUUCGACAUGAUCACCUCGUUCACUCACAAAAACUACCUGUGAGGGAAGCGAUGUUCAGUUUUGAAUAAUAAAACUUAAAAUGUGAUU
This is a messenger RNA of Aedes albopictus (Asian tiger mosquito), 3092 nucleotides long. RefSeq names its product vitellogenic carboxypeptidase. The record is from RefSeq and is a predicted model, not a curated record. Gene Ontology annotation, molecular function: serine-type carboxypeptidase activity. Bases 1632 to 3047 code for a protein of 471 amino acids. NCBI's taxonomy places the organism in Eukaryota, Metazoa, Arthropoda, Insecta, Diptera, Culicidae. Gene Ontology annotation, biological process: proteolysis. The transcript has a single exon.